This is a messenger RNA of Nicotiana tabacum (common tobacco), 2283 nucleotides long. The record is from RefSeq and is a predicted model, not a curated record. Lineage: Eukaryota; Viridiplantae; Streptophyta; Magnoliopsida; Solanales; Solanaceae.
AUGGGACUCAAUGAUACAUAUGUGCAAACCAGGAGUAACAUCUUUAUGAUUAAACCAUUCCCUUGUGUAACAACUAUCUACAGUAUAUUGUUGUCAAAUAAGAAGCAGGGGCAGGUUUCUACCUCUCCCCAGUUUCUCCCCACAUCUUCUUCUUUCAAUGUUGGUGCGUCCAAACAAGGUUUUCCCUCCAGAGUCAAUUUUGAUGUUCAGAAGUCACCUGUGUGUGAGUAUUGUAAGAAACCAGUUCAUAUUAUUGACAAGUGUUACAAUUUGCAUGGUUAUCCUCCUAAUUUCAAAUUUAUAAAAGGGUCUGGAAGUAGAAAGACUACAGCUCAUGUUGAAGUCUAUUCUGUUGAUCCUCCUGCUAGUGUGGUUUCUAAUAUGGGUUCUGAUUCUAUCAAACCUUCUGAUUCUGGUGUUGUUCCAAUGGUUCCUGGUCUUACACAAGAUCAAUUCUCCCAGCUGAUGAUGUUACUACAACAAUCCCAUGUUUCUGUUGAUUCCUCUUCUCCUCCCUCUCUUAUGGCUUCUACUAACUUUGUUGGUAAGCUGUUAUCAGAAAGCAUUUUGCUCAAGUCAUGUAUGUUGUCACAAGCCCCUUCUCUGAAUAUGCCUCUGGUUCUUGGUAAACUGGAUCACAACCUCUACAAGCUUCUCCUACCUCCUGUUGCUUCUGACAAUGCCACAUAUAUCUCCUCUUGUAUUGAUAAUUCUUCCUUUGUUUCUCCUGUCUGUGCUUUACCUGAAACAAAUAAAAUUGUAAAAGCUAUUACAAGUGUAAAUGUUGUUGGUUCUUAUGAGAGACAUGUGACUACUGAUGUUCAAACUGUAAGGAGUGAUAAUGCCCUAGAUUUAGGAUCCAGCACUAUGGGAUCCAAAUUCUUUUCUGAAAAGGGAAUUUUACAUCAGACCACUUUUCCUCAUACUCCACAACAGAAUGAAGUUGUGGAAAGGAAGCACAGAAAUGUUAUGGAGACUGCUAGAGCCAUUCUUUUCCAAUCUGGCCUCCCCAUUAGAUUUUGGGGAGAUUGUGUCUUAACUGCAACAUACUUGAUUAACAAAUUUCAUUCUAGUCUCUUAAAGGACAAAAGCCCUUAUGAGCAACUUUCUACUUCAUCUCAUGAUUGUUUCUCUCCUAUACAAUCUGAAGCAACUCAUCCCUUUCCUAAUCCUGGUAUUUCCCCUGCUUCUACACUGCCUGCGGAUAUCUCUCUCUCCUCUCCUGAUUCUUCUCCUUCUUCUGACUGUCCCUCUUUUCCACACUCUGAAUCUACCAUUCCACCUUGCAAUUUUGAAUCUGACUUAGUCUCUUCUCCCCAACCUGAAUCUGCCCUUCCUCCUUAUAAUCUUGAAUCUAAUUUUCCUCCUUUAAGGAGAUCAUCUAGACCUCAUAAUCCUCCUACUUACUUGCAGAAUUAUAUCUACACACUCCCAUCUACUUGCUCCAGAUUUGCAAAUUCUUGUAUUACAACUGUCUCUAGUAAACCUCAUAUAUUUGAGCCAAAUAGCUAUUCUCAAGCAGUAGUUGUCCCUGAGUGGAAGGAAGCUUUGAGAAAAGAGUUUGAGGCACCGGAGGCAAAUGGAACUUGGGAUAUAGUUGAAUUACCCAAAGGCAAGAAAUCUAUUGGUUACAAAUGGCAUUUGAGCCAGUUUAUCCAGAAACCUUGCAUUCCUCACAUGCAAGUUGCUUUACGGUUAGUCAGGUACCUUAUGGGUACUCCUGGUUUUGGUGUCUUCUAUAAUAAUUCUUCUGAUCUAUCUAUGAGUGUUUAUUAUGAUAGUGAUUGGGGUACUUUCCCGGAUAGUAGGAAAUCUGUUGGUGGGUUUUGCAUAUUGCUGGGUGACAGUCUUGUGGGUUGGAAAUCCAAGAAACAGUCUAUAGUGUCCUUGUCUUCUGCUGAGGCUGAAUAUAGGUCCAUGAGCAAGGCCACUGCUGCGAUAACUUGGAUUUGUAGACAUCUUUCUCACUUUGGCAUAUUUCUUUCUUCUCCUAUUCAUUUGUUUUGUGAUAAUCAUGCUACCAUUCAUAUUUCCAAAAAUCCUAUCUUCCAUGAACACACUAAGAAUAUUGAAUUGGACUUCCAUUUUGUUUGCACCAAGUUGAAUGAGGGGCUACUUCAGUUGCUUCACACUUCAAGCGCAACUCAGUUGGCUGAGAUGUUCACCAAGCCUUUAGUUAAGGCUAUCCACUUUGUUCAUCUUCGCAAGUUGGGGGUUGUAUCACCCUCCAACUUUCCGGGGGAUGUUAAUUUGUAUAAGGAGUAUAAGGAAAAUGUCACUUAG